UUGCCGGGAAACCCUCGGCCCGGAGCUGCGCGGAGCGGCGGACAUGGCGGCGGCGCGGCCGGCCGCGGCCCUGCUGCUGCUGGCGGCCCAGGUGGCCUGUGAGCUGGGCGUGUUGCGAGUGGUCUCCCAGAGCGGCGGAACCCGGGGCAGGGACUAUUGCAUCCUCUACAACCCACAGUGGGCCCACCUGCCGCAUGACCUCAGCAAGGUGUCUCUCCUGAAGCUUCGAGACUUAAGCUCGACACAGCUCUGUUCCUACCGUGACCUUCCUGUGGACCUGACCAACCAAGUCGCGCUGGUGGCCCGGGGCAACUGUACCUUCUACGAGAAAGUGCGGCUGGCCCAGGGCAGCGGGGCGCGCGCGCUGCUGGUUGUCAGCAAGGAGAAGCUGGUCCCUCCGGGAGGCAACAAGACACAGUACGAGGAGAUCAGCAUCCCCGUGGCCCUGCUUAGUCACAGGGACCUGCAAGACAUCUUCCAGCGCUUCGGCCAUGCGGUGAUGGUGGCACUGUAUGCGCCCAGCGAGCCAGUGAUGGACUACAACAUGGUCAUCAUCUUUGUCAUGGCCGUGGGCACCGUCGCCCUCGGCGGCUACUGGGCCGGCAGCCGGGACGUGAAGAAAAGGUACAUGAAGCAUAAACGGGACGACGGGCCUGAGAAGCAGGAGGACGAGGCGGUGGACGUGACGCCCGUCAUGAUCUGCGUGUUCGUCGUCAUGUGCUGCUUCAUGCUGGUGCUGCUGUAUUACUUCUACGACCACCUGGUCUACGUGAUCAUCGGCAUCUUCUGCCUGGCCUCCUCCACCGGGCUCUACAGCUGCCUGGCGCCCUGCGUGCGCAAGCUGCCCUUCUGCACGUGCCGGUGAGCCCUCCACCCCCCUGCCCCCCCCCACCCGCUGGCACGGCAGAGGCCGCAGGUGCCCACGCGUGGGGGGGGCGCAGGGGUGAGGCCACCCGGGAGGGUAGAUUGGGAAGGGGUGGGGCAGCAGCACAGGUCCCCAAGAGUCUACAGCCCCGGGUGCCCGUGGACCAGCACUGCUGCCCAGAGCCAGGUGGGCUGGGUGAGGCCCUGGCCCUGAAGGCCAGCAGUGACCGGGCAGAGCCCCGGGCUGCCCUCCUGGAGCCAGAGGGGCCUGGCCGGCGGGGGCACAGGCCCGCAGUCGGGCGUCUGCCCGGGGUGGGCCGCGAUCCGGAGGCGGACGGCCGCUGAUGGGCGCCCCCUCCAGGGUCCGCCGAUCAUA
This is a messenger RNA of Peromyscus leucopus (white-footed mouse), 1240 nucleotides long. RefSeq names its product signal peptide peptidase like 2B (gene Sppl2b). Lineage: Eukaryota; Metazoa; Chordata; Mammalia; Rodentia; Cricetidae. Bases 44 to 865 code for a protein of 273 amino acids. The transcript has 7 exons. Gene Ontology annotation, biological process: membrane protein proteolysis. Gene Ontology annotation, molecular function: aspartic endopeptidase activity, intramembrane cleaving. Gene Ontology annotation, cellular component: Golgi-associated vesicle membrane; lumenal side of endoplasmic reticulum membrane; cytoplasmic side of endoplasmic reticulum membrane. The record is from RefSeq and is a predicted model, not a curated record.